Chelmon rostratus (copperband butterflyfish) is the source of this 2542-nucleotide messenger RNA. It is a transcript of the gene sdad1, whose product is annotated as SDA1 domain containing 1. Gene Ontology annotation, biological process: ribosomal large subunit export from nucleus; ribosomal large subunit biogenesis. The transcript is spliced from 22 exons. The record is from RefSeq and is a predicted model, not a curated record. NCBI's taxonomy places the organism in Eukaryota, Metazoa, Chordata, Actinopteri, Chaetodontiformes, Chaetodontidae. Gene Ontology annotation, cellular component: nucleolus. Bases 92 to 2155 code for a protein of 687 amino acids.
AUGGCAGCCUCCACACUGUCCACGCAUGCAGUGUAAAAUCUGCUGGUUUUCAGAAAUUUCUCUAAACAUACUGCCAGUUUUGUCGUAAACCAUGUCCGGACGACAGAACAACAAAUUGCCAAACAAUUUGCCACAGCUGCAGAAUCUUAUUAAGAGAGAUCCACAGUCAUACGUAGAUGAGUUUCUGCAGCAGUUUCGACACUACCAGUCCAAUGUUCAGAUCUUCAAACUGCAGCCUGACAAGCCGAACAAGGACCUGGCGGAGCUUGUCAUGUUUCUUGCUCAGGUUGGCCACUGCUACCUGCAGCACCUGUCCACCUUUCCACAAGAGCUGUCUGAGUUAUUACUGAGUUACCACACAGUCCUAGAGCCAGACCUAAGAAUGACCUUCUGCAAAGCUCUUAUUCUUCUGAGGAAUAAAGAUCUGAUCGACCCCUCUGGUCUCCUGGAGCUCUUCUUUGAGCUGCUGCGAUGUCACGACAAGCUUCUCAGAAAGACACUGUACACACAUAUUGUAACCGAUAUCAAAAACAUCAAUGCUAAGCACAAAAACAACAAGGUUAACACAACCUUACAGAACUUCAUGUACACCAUGCUGAGAGACAGCAAUCCCAUAGCAGCAAAGAUCUCCUUAGAUGUCAUGGUUGAGCUUUACAAAAGGAAUAUAUGGAAUGAUGCCAAGACCGUUAAUGUCAUUACAACAGCAUGCUUCUCCAAGGUGACAAAGAUCCUUGUUGCAGGUCUUAAAUUCUUUCUGGGCAAAGAUGAUGACGAGAAAAAUGAGAGUGAUUCAGAAUCAGAGACGGAGGGACCCUCAGUCCGGGACCUGAAGGUGAGAUACUCGACUGGCAAGAAAACCACGAAAAACAAGAAGAAGCUGGAAAAGGCGAUGAAAGUCCUGAAGAAACACAAGAAAAAGAGGAAAGCGGAAGUCUUCAAUUUCUCCGCUAUUCACCUUAUUCAUGAUCCUCAAGAUUUCUCAGAGAAGCUCUUGAAGCAGUUGGAAGACUCUAAAGAGCGUUUCGAGGUGAAGAUCAUGAUGAUGGAUCUCAUAUCCAGACUGGUUGGAAUCCAUGAGCUCUUCCUCUUCAAUUUUUAUCCCUUCAUCCAGAGGUUUCUGCAGCCCCAUCAAAGAGAGGUAACAAAGAUUCUCCUGUGUGCUGCUCAGGCUUCCCAUAAGCUCGUCCCACCAGAUAUCAUCGACCCUGUAAUCAUGACCAUCGCCAACAACUUUGUGACAGACAGAAACUCCGGGGAGGUCAUGACUGUGGGUAUCAAUGCCAUCAAGGAAGUGACGGCCCGCUGCCCGCUCGCCAUCACAGAAGACCUGCUUCAGGACCUGGCUCAGUACAAAACCCACAAAGACAAGAAUGUGAUGAUGUCUGCCAGAGGACUGAUCCAGCUGUUCAGGAGUCUUAAUCCACAGAUGUUGCACAAGAAGGACAGGGGGAGACCCACAGAGGCGUCAGCAGAGGCCAAGAUCAAAGACUACGGAGAGCUUGAGGCGAAAGACUACAUCCCCGGAGCUGAAGUCCUGGAGGUGGAGGAGGAGAACAAAGAGGGAGAGGAGGACGAAGAUGGCUGGGAGAGUGCCAGCAUUAGUGAUGACGAAGAAGACGGGGAGUGGGUGGACGUUCACCACUCGUCUGAUGAAGACACGGGAGAAGUGGCGGAGAAGCUUCAGAGUAUGCCCGUCGAGGAGAGAAAAGCCAGAGCGGCGGCGGUCAGCGGCAGCAGGCUCCUCACUCAAGACGACUUCAAGAAGAUCCGUCUGGCCCAGAUGGCCAAGGAGGUCGACGCUGCACCGGGCAAGGGCCAGAAGAGGAAGACUGUGGACAGCGACGACGAGCGCGACAGCAGAGGGGAGCUGCUGACCUUGAGGAAUAUUGAGAAACUGCACAAGAAACCAAAAGCAGACAAGGAAACGCGCCUGGCAACAGCGAUGGCGGGACGGACCGACCGGAAGGAGUUUGUGAAGAAGCGGACCAAGCUGAACCCACACGCCAGCACCAGCAACAAGGAGAAGAGGAGGACGAAGAACUUCAUGAUGAUGAGACACAGUCAGAACGUCCGAACCAAAGGCAAACGCUCCUUCAGAGAGAAACAGCUCGCUCUACGGGAUGCACUCCUGAAAAAGAGGAAGCAGCACAAGUAGGACACCUGGACAUCGUGCUGUGUUUGCCUCACGCCGUCACCAACCUGAACUCUGACUGUGUCUAAUAAUAUUGUACAUCCUUCAAGUAGCCUGUAAAACUCAUUUUAUUCGUGUGUUAUUUUCAGCCGAUGAACUGCACACAUUUACACUCUUCUAAAAUAAACCAACUUUGAUAAUUGUGUGAAGGUUUCUUUGUAAGUAAAGGUCUCAAUGAAGACGAUAUUCCUACUAAGACAUUCACAUGAACACAGUUUCAUUCCUUCAGCCGCCUUCUUGAAAAGCUCAGUGCUGCAAUAUUUGCCUCUUGAUAUCCGUCUUUUGUGAUGUUUAAAAUUGGCUUGUUUCUCCUUCCAAACAGAAAUGUGGGCUUUUGUUUUUGCAUGCGUC